AUGGAUCCACAAACCAUCCAACCAUCGCAAAAUGAAAAUCAAGCUGAGGAGAAUCAGAAAGCAAUACCAACUGGCGAAAUCACAUUCGUUGGGAGGGUUGGUCUAGAUCCUCUUGUCACUCUUUUCUAUGUUCGGAAUCCGUCAAUGUUCCCUUAUAUGUUCAAAGUAAAGUGCUCCAACAACACGUUGUUUAGAAUCGAACCGGCUUCCGGAUACAUUAAUGGAAUGUGUGAAGCUUCGAUUACGUUGACAUACAUAGGAACUCAUGUUCCACAACUCAACGAAGAGUACUUUUCGAUUCACGCACUGGCUCCAGACCCGUAUUGCAUGGAUAUCCGUGAGGCAUUCAAAUUUCGAUGCCAUUUUAAAACGCGCAAGAAGAUCUAUGUCGACUUUGCAUAUCACGACAACGUUGAUCAUUUGUUUUCUGAAAAUGCCGACGAGAUGAUCUACGCUCGACACAGAAGAUAUGUUAAUCAUUUUGUGAGCCCUGCAAUUCUUUACCGAAAAGUCAGCGAACAGAAGAAGAGAGAUGAAACGUUCGGUGUGACACCAAGAAGAACGGUUAAGACGGCAGAGGAUAGAUAUAAAACGUUCGAUUCUGAGCAGAAAAACGGUCUGAAAGAAAAGAAGAAUGAGGUUCAGAAAAAUGAUGUUAAUAAGAAAACCGUAGAAAAUAAGAAACAAGAGCCGAUUGUUGAAACGAAGAAUAUAGACGAAAAGAAGGAUGAAGAGCCAAAUGUUGAACCCAAGAAAGAUCGCACUGGAGAAAACAAUCAAGUGCAGAAUACUGAAGCAAAGGCCGAAGUAAAAACUGAAGCGAAGACUGAAGCAAAGACGGAAGCAAUGACCGACGUAAAAACUGAAGCACAGACAGAAGGAAAUAAGGGAACUGAAGAAAAUCAUGGCCCCGAUAAGGUGGAAGAGAAUCAGUAG
Caenorhabditis briggsae is the source of this 936-nucleotide messenger RNA. NCBI's taxonomy places the organism in Eukaryota, Metazoa, Nematoda, Chromadorea, Rhabditida, Rhabditidae. The transcript is spliced from 6 exons. Bases 1 to 936 code for a protein of 311 amino acids. The record is from RefSeq and is a predicted model, not a curated record.